AUGGGGAAGCUCGUCAGACUCGAGCUAUUCAGUAUGAUUAUCUUCAUCAACAUAAACGGCAGGAAACCUACGCAGAAGCUGACUCUCAAUCUAGAUUUCAAGUCCUACAAGGGCCACCAUGUAUUGCUGUUUGGUGAUGCCUACUUUACCUCUAUUAUCGGUCCUAAUGGAUCGGGAAAGUCGAACUCUAUGGACGCCAUCUCCUUUGUCCUCGGUAUAAAAUCGUCGCAUCUCCGUUCGACCAACCUCAAAGAUCUGGUCUACCGCGGACGUGUCCUCAGAACUUCCAAAGUCAACGGCGACGGAUCCGCGACCGCUCCUGAACAAAACGGCAAUACAGACGAAGCGCAGGAUGGCUCGGAUGUUGAGGACUCGCAGACACAGGGGGAUCGAGGCGACCCCCGAUCGGCCUGGGUGAUGGCAGUUUACGAGGACGACGCUGGUGAAGAGCAGCAGUGGAAGCGAUCAAUCACUAGUGGCGGCGUCAGCGAAUACCGAAUCAACAAUAAGAUCGUGACUGCGCAACAAUACAACGAAGCGUUGGAGGCGGAAAACAUUCUCAUCAAAGCACGCAAUUUCCUUGUCUUCCAGGGAGAUGUCGAAGCUAUUGCCUCACAGUCGCCAAAGGACCUUACUCGUUUGAUUGAGCAAAUUUCUGGUAGUCUGGAGUACAAGGCCGAAUACGAACGGUUGAAAGCCGAGCAGGAAGAAGCUGCAGAACAACAAACCUUUCAACUGAAUCGUCGCCGUGGAAUCAACUCCGAGAUCAAGCAGUACCAAGAGCAGAAGCGAGAAGCGGAGAAUUACGCACGGAAAGCCGAGGAACGAGACCAGGCCAUUAUCACGCACAUCCUGUGGAAGCUUUUCCAUUUUCAGCGAUUGAUCGACGAGUCAAGUGCCGAGAUUCAGAAGCAUCAGGAUGAGCUCAAAGAAUAUCGUCGCGGUGUUGAAAAAUACGAGAAGAAUCUCGAAGAAGCCAAGAAGGAACACGCCAAGAUGGGUAGAGAGGUAUCAACUGCGGAACGCAGCAUUAUCAAGAAGGAAAAGGAAAUCGAGGACGCAACCAACUCUCUGGUACCGAUUGAUGAAAAAAUUGAAAUCACGUCAGGCAAAGUCCAAAGGUACUCUUCGAGGAUUUCAGAGAUUACUAAAGAGCGUGAUACUCAAACUGCAAACGCGACUCGCCUUGAAAAAGACUUGAAGGUCGUCGAAAAAGCGCAGGCUGAGUGGGAGGCUGAAUGGGCAAAGUCCAUGAGUAAAGCUGGCGGUCAAUUAAGCGAAGCAGAUCUCCAGGAAUACAACAAGCUAAAAGAAGAAGUCAACAAGCGUUCUUCAGCCGAGCAGCUGAAACUUGACAACCUCAGACGUCAAAAGAAGACCGAAGCCGAAACCGUGAAUGGCUUGAAGAGCAAAUUCGAUAAUGCGCAAUGGCAAUUGCAGAGCUUCGACGCUGAAGCCAAGACUCUAAAGGCACGCAAAACUGAUAUCGCAGACACGAUCAAAGACACAUCUUCGGAUAUCGAUCGUAAGAAGAAAGAAUUAAACGCUGUGACUUCAGAGCGUCUGCGAGUGUCUCAGAUGCGUACGGAAAUGGAAGAAAAACUCCAAGUUGUCUUGAAAAAGCUGCUCGAAGCGGACGAUGGCAGAAAGCAAAGCGAGAAGGAGAUUCGAAUGAAAGAGAUGAUAUCCACACUAAAGCGCAUCUUCCCGGGUGUCAAGGGCCGCGUUAGCGAUCUAUGUAAACCUAAGCAAAAGAAGUACUCCGAAGCCGUCAGCACUGUCCUAGGUCGUCAUUUCGAUGCUAUCGUUGUAGACAACGAGAAGACUGCCAAGGAAUGUAUCCAACAUCUCCGUGAUCAGCGAGCCGGUCAAGCCACUUUCAUUCCUCUUGAGACCAUUCAAGUUAAGGCCUUCAACUCGAACCUCAAAGGUAUGCAUCGCGGCAUGCGUCCAGCAAUCGAGACAGUUGAUUAUGAAAACUCCGUUUCUCGUGCUAUCACUUAUGCUUGUGGUAAUGCCAUUGUGUGCGAUGACUUGGAUACUGCCAAGUAUCUCUGUUACGAGAAGGGUGUGGACGCCAAAGCUGUUACAUUAGACGGAACAGUAAUCCACAAAGGUGGUUUGAUGACUGGUGGUCGAGGUCCUGGACAACAAAGCUCGAAGAGGUGGGAUGAUUCCGAAUUAGAAAACUUGCACAAGUUAAAAGACAAGCUGCUUGCCGAUCUCGCCGCAUUGCCUAAAGGCCACCGUCGCGGAACAGAUGAAGAAACCUUGCAGGGUGAACUUGUCGGUCUCGAACAGAGAUUGGCCUACGCCAAAGAAGAGUUGAAAGCUCUCGAACGCAACAUUAAAAGUAAAGAUAGCGAACUCCAGUAUGCCAAGAAACAAGUUGCGGAAGUGCAGCCGAAGCUGCGUGAGAAAGAGAAGGCGCUGAAGCAGCUAGAGAAUUCGAUCGCUUCUGCGGAGCAAUCCGUUGCUAGUGUGGAGGACGAAAUCUAUGGCGAUUUCUGUGAACGUCUAGGCUACGAUAGUAUCCGCGACUAUGAGGCUUUGCAGGGUUCCCUUCAAGAAGAGGCUUCUCGCAAGAAGUUGGAAUUCACAACUCAAAAGAGCAGAAUCGAGAAUCAACUGAGCUUUGAGAAACAACGUCUUGAGGCAACAAAUGACCGUAUUAGCUCUCUAAAAGCACAACGCAAGCGGGAUGAGGCACAAAUCAAGGAGUUCAAGGCCGAGCAGGACAAAAUCCGCAACCGCCUAGAUGAACUCGAGGCCGAACUAGAUAUUCUCAAGGAACGCCUGAAAGAUCAGAAAGAAUUGUACUCAGAAUCCCAAGAAAGGUUGAGUGCUCAGCGACGAGAGCUUCAGAAACGCUCAAAGAACGUUGAAGACACCCUCAAGGCUGUAAAUGCACUUGAGGGCGAUAUUCAGCGCAACUCUUCAAGCCGCUAUGCUCUCCUUCGUCGUUGCAAGCUCGAGGAUAUUGACCUGCCGCUUACUGAUGACUCCGCACCUCUAGAUAAUUUGCCGAUCGAUGAGCUUGUGCAAACCGCUGACGAGGAUGCUAUGGAUCUCGACGAGGAUAUGACUAUGACAGGGCUAGAGGCUCCAGGUGUUCAGGAUUACGGCAUCGAAGUUGAUUUUGAUUCUUUGGGAGAGACACUAAAAGAGUCUGCCGAAGAUAAACUUGAGGAGGAAUUGCAAGAUCGCAUUCGCUCACUCAACACCGAACUAGACAAGAUGGCACCCAACACUCGAGCCAUGGAACGGUUAGAAACGGUUGAGAACAAACUCCGCAGUUCGGAGAAGGACUUUGAGGAUGCUCGGAAGCGUGCCAGAAGAGCCAAGGAUGAUUUUGAAGAUGUCAUGACGAAGCGAUCAGAAUUGUUCAACAAAGCAUUCUCACAUAUUUCCGAACAAAUCGGUCCUAUCUACCGGGAGCUUACCAGAAGUGCCAACUAUCCUUUGGGCGGUCAAGCUUAUCUUGACAUCGAAGAUUCCGAUGAGCCAUAUCUUGACGGCAUCAAGUAUCACGCCAUGCCUCCACUUAAACGAUUUCGUGACAUGGAGCACUUGUCAGGAGGUGAAAAGACCAUGGCCGCUCUCGCUCUUCUCUUUGCGGUGCAUUCCUAUCAACCAUCGCCAUUCUUCGUUCUGGAUGAGGUGGACGCCGCUCUUGACAAUACUAACGUCGCUCGCAUUGCCAACUACAUCCGCGACCAUGCUGCUCCGGGCAUGCAGUUCAUUGUCAUCAGUUUGAAGACGGGCCUGUUCCAAUUGAGUGAGGCCCUUGUGGGUAUCUACCGAGACCAGACCGAAAACAGCAGUAACUCGCUCACUCUGGAUCUCCGCAAAUACCAAUAG
Talaromyces amestolkiae is the source of this 3861-nucleotide messenger RNA. RefSeq lists its product as uncharacterized. The transcript has 5 exons. Gene Ontology annotation, biological process: sister chromatid cohesion. Gene Ontology annotation, molecular function: ATP hydrolysis activity; DNA binding; protein binding. Bases 1 to 3861 code for a protein of 1286 amino acids. The record is from RefSeq and is a predicted model, not a curated record. Lineage: Eukaryota; Fungi; Ascomycota; Eurotiomycetes; Eurotiales; Trichocomaceae. Gene Ontology annotation, cellular component: cohesin complex; nucleus; chromosome.